UCAUCCACAUCCACAUCCUCCUCACCGUUAUCGUCACAAGUAACAUCACCCGUCACGACGUCGCCGGCUCUGCCGGGUGGUGGUGCCCCCAAAGUGCAACUGGUGCCAUACGCACGCACAGCCAGCUUCGAAAGCUCUUUUUCCUCCGCCGAACGAGAACUGCUCGACCGAGCCAGUUUCGACGCAUUGGACCUUUCGUCCCAGGACUUUGACUUUGCCGAUAUCUUCACAUACGACAAGCCCCAAAAGCCACUGAACAAGGUGGUCGAAGUGUCGCGGCCGACCCGCAGUGCUCGUGACUGGUCGAAUUUCUCAUUCUCGCAUUAUCCGGCUGCCGUGAGCGCCAGGAGUAAGGUCAAUAGCCAUCAUCACAACCAUAGAACAAAGAGUGGUGGGAUUGGGGGAUUGUACGUCAAGAAUCAUGAGGAUGCACGGAAGCAUUGA
Molecule: messenger RNA, 444 nt
Organism: Exophiala aquamarina CBS 119918
Lineage: Eukaryota; Fungi; Ascomycota; Eurotiomycetes; Chaetothyriales; Herpotrichiellaceae
Exons: 1
Source: RefSeq, a predicted model, not a curated record